Molecule: messenger RNA, 2277 nt
Organism: Lasiodiplodia theobromae
Lineage: Eukaryota; Fungi; Ascomycota; Dothideomycetes; Botryosphaeriales; Botryosphaeriaceae
Exons: 3
Coding region: 1-2277 (758 amino acids)
Source: RefSeq, a predicted model, not a curated record
AUGUCUCCAUUAAUUCAAGACCACGCAUUUAACAGGACUCGAGACGAUACUACUAGAUACGAGAGCCAUCAAGACUUUGACAAAGGGGCGCUGGAUUUGCCUACCGGCCCAAACGAUGACGGUCGCAGUUGGGUUCCAAAACCUCUACGCAAAAGCUUCACCAAGAUAUCCCAGCGGCUCCCAACGGGCUGGAGGCUCGGUACUUCUGGUGCAGCCCUAUUAACAUUCCUCAUACUAAUAGCCAACAUUUCAAUAACGGCCGUGUGCUACUCCAAGAUCCGCAGCCAAGGCUACAACACCAGCAUUGCCCCGAUAAGCACGGGCGACUGCGGCAGCAUCAAGAAGCUCGGUGUUGGUAUCCAUCUCGUCAUCAACAUCAUCAGUACCCUACUCCUUGGCGCGAGCAGUUACUGCAUGCAGAGCAUCAGCGCUCCUACACGUGUUGAUGUCGAUAAAGCCCACGCAAAGGGGUCCUGGGUUGACAUCGGCAUACCGAGCUUCCGGAACCUUCGAUACAACUCCACCUUUUUCGUGUCAACCAACAACAACAUGUAUCAGAUAUAUUACGCCGACGAGUCCUUUGCACACGGCGCUCCCUUCAACGAGACAUUCUUCCGAGACAAGCACGGCUAUUACUCAGUCGUCGACCCAUGGAAAAUCCAGGACCAGCUCCUGCACACUGAAAUUUACCAAAACCUCACAAACGACGAGUGCAUCGAGAGCUACGCGAAGACGCUCAUAGAAGACAGAGGCACCUUAAUCCUGGUCGUAGACCGGCCAGAUAAUUGCAGCAUCUUCCGGGACCCCAACAUCCACACCUUCCACUACGAAGACUGCGGAAACACCUCGGCCACAUCUCUAUACGACAUGACCGUCUACAGCGUCGGCAUCGAGCCAGCCAGUGAGCCGUACGUCAGCAACUGGUACUACUGGAUUUGCUCGCAAGAAGCCGCCUACCGCCGCGACGGCGGCGACCCGGCCUACAACAAGCCGCCAGCGGAGCUCUGCAGCGACGGCGCCUGGAAGAAGCAGCUCGGCGCCGACCCGUGGCUCGUGAGCGGCGGGCGCGUCCGGUACUGCCUCAGCGAGACGGUCAGCAACCAGUGCCACCUCAACGUCGCCGUCAACCUCCUUUGGGUCGUCGUCGCCUUCAACGCCGCGAAGCUCGUCAUCACCAUCGUCAUGGCCGCCAGCAGCCUGAUCAACCAGAACCCGCUCGUCACGACGGGCGAUGCGGCGGCGUCGUUCAUCGAGUCGCCUGACCAGAGCACCAGGGGCAUGUGCCUGUACUCGGCGCGCGAAAUCAUCGCCGCCACCCGCACCAGGAAGGACCAGCCAGCGGCCGCCGUCAUCGCCCGCGCGUACCACCCGCAACAGCAGCAACGAUGGUCCGCCGCCGUCAGCAAGCGCCGAUGGAUCCUCGCAUCCGCCCUCACCCUCCUCGCCCUCACCACCAUCCUCUCCCUCCUCGCCUACGCCUCUUCCAUGCUCUCCAGCCACUACUCCCGCGGCACCCUCUCCUCGCUCUGGUCCUUCGGCCUCGGCGCCAUCACGCCGUACACGCUGAUCAUGACCUGGGCCAUCCCGUCCACCGGCGCCACCGCCGCCGCCGUCGUCGGCGCCGUGCUCGUCGCCAAUUUACCACAGCUGCUCUUCUCCUUCCUCUACCUCGUGCUGAACGGCGUCGUGACGAGCAUGGCUGGGGCGGGGGAGUGGGCGGGGUACUAUGGUCCCGGUGGUGGAGCAAAAGGCGAGGCAAAAGGGUUGCGCGUCUCGUUCCCGCAAGGCAGCCAGCGCUCGACGUAUUUCCUGGCGCUGCCGUACCGGGUGGGCGUGCCGCUGAUGGCCGGGUCGGCGGUGCUGCAUUGGCUUGUGUCGCAGAGUAUUUUUGUGGCGCAGGUGAGGACGGUGUGGACGUAUGAGACAGACGUGAAGCCAGAGGAGGAGGAUGAGGGGGAGGAUACGCUGACGACGUGUGCGUAUUCGCCGAUGGCGAUGAUUCUGACGUGCGUGGUUGUUGUGGUGUUGUUUGCGGCGGUGGUUGGGCUGGGGAGGAGGAGGUUGAGGGGGGCGAUGCCGUUGGCCGGGAGUUGCAGUUUGGCGAUUGCGGCGGCGUGUCAUGGGCCGGAGGGGACGUCGAGUUUGGGGGUGGUGGGGUGGGGGGUUGUGGUUGGGGAAGGGGAUGGUGAUGGGGAUGGGGAUGGGGAGGAGGUGGGGCAUUGUGGGUUUUCGAAUGAGGAGGUUGAGGCGCCGGUUGUGGGGAGGCCGUACGCGUGA